Molecule: messenger RNA, 2115 nt
Organism: Kluyveromyces lactis
Lineage: Eukaryota; Fungi; Ascomycota; Saccharomycetes; Saccharomycetales; Saccharomycetaceae
Gene: UTP25
Product: rRNA-binding ribosome biosynthesis protein UTP25
Exons: 1
Coding region: 1-2115 (704 amino acids)
Biological process (GO): maturation of SSU-rRNA from tricistronic rRNA transcript (SSU-rRNA, 5.8S rRNA, LSU-rRNA)
Cellular component (GO): small-subunit processome; nucleolus
Molecular function (GO): U3 snoRNA binding; rRNA binding
Source: RefSeq, a predicted model, not a curated record
AUGAGUAAAAUCAGAGCUGGUCCAAAAUCUGGUAGAAAACAGUUGAGAGAGAUCACUAGAGCUGGUCAGAAAAGAGUAAGAUAUGAUGACGAAGCAACGGUAGCAGACUUAACCCCUGAUAAUGAAAGUGAUUCUGAUAAUGCAGAGCCAUCUGUUGCAGCUGAAAGAGAAGAUGUUGAGCAACAUAGAGGACAAGCUUAUAAUGCGUUGUUAACUUUAUUAAAGUCAGAACAUCCAGAAAGGAAACACAAAUCAAAUAAGAAGAUCAAGAAAGAUUCCCAACGCGCUGAGGAAGACAGUCCUGAAAACGAUGGAAUUAAUAGUGAAGAUGAACAACAAAAUAUUGAAAAUGCUUUGGAUGAUGUUUCUGGAGGAGUUGUGGAUGAGGAAGAUAUGGAAGAUUCAUUAUCUGACGUUGAUGAGAGCGAAGAUGAAUCCGAUCCAUUCGAAUCACAUUUCAGCAAAUAUAGUGAAUCACGCUUAUAUGCUUUCGAUAAAGGCUUCAAAGACAAGACUGUCAAAUACAAAUCUUCGAAAACAGAUGUUUCGGAAGAAGAAUCUCUAAUAUAUUCCAAACCGUGUCUAGAUGAUGAGGAAGUUUUGCCUGUGAAGGGGAAACAAACUUUGAGCUCAUAUUUCAUCAAACAGAAGUUGAAAUUAGCAAACGAUUUCCAAAACAAUGGCUUACCGUUAACUGAAAUUCAAAAGGAACUUGUAGAUCCAAUGUUUCAGUAUAAAGAUAUGUUAUACGAAUACGAUGAUUAUGCUGAUGAAGAUCAAUACAGAGAUCUGUAUUCUUUACAUGCGCUCAACCACGUCUAUAAGACCAGGGAUCGUAUUUUGAAAAAUAAUCAAAAAUUACAGGAAAACAAUGAUGAAGAGCUAUUGGAUCAAGGUUUUACACGUCCGAAAGUACUUAUUGUAGUACCAACAAGAGAUGCUGCUCACAAAAUUGUCCGGAAAAUUAUGGAGAAAUCAGGGCUUGAUCAAUUCGAUAAGAAAUCGAAAUUUGAGGAUCAGUUCUUCGAAGAUUCGUUACCUCCUACUUCAAAACCUAAAUCCUUUCAGCAUAUUUUCCAGGGUAACACAAAUGAUUUCUUCGUAUUGGGUCUCAAGUUCACUAGAAAAUCCCUAAAGAUAUACUCAAACUUUUAUCAGUCCGAUAUCAUUAUAUGCUCUCCGUUAGGGAUUCAAUUAAUUCUUGAAAACACUGAUAAGAAGAAAAGACAGGAUGAUUUCUUGUCGAGCAUUGAAGUCAUGAUCAUAGAUCAAUUGCAUUCCAUUGAAUAUCAAAACGCCAUGCAUGUGACAACAAUUUUUCAGCAUAUCAAUAAAAUUCCGGAACAGCAACGGGAAGCAGAUUUCAGUCGAAUCAGAAUGUGGUAUAUUAACGAACAGGCAAAAUUCUUCCGCCAAACAAUAGUCUUCACUAAAUACAUAUCACCGUUUGCCAACUCAAUCUUGAAUGGGAAGUGUCGUAAUCUUGCUGGAAGAUGGAAAAAUCAUAGGAAGAUAAAACCUGAACAAUCAAGCAUUGGUCAAUUAGGACUAAAGGUUAGACAAAUAUUCCAAAGAUUUGAUUUAGCAGGAGGGACAGCUCUAGAUGAACCUGAUUACAGGUUUAAAUUUUUUACGAGUGUCAUCGUUCCGUCUAUUGUGAAAUCUACUGGGUACGAGGAUGGUAUAUUAUUAUACAUUCCUGAUUAUACCGAUUUCAUCCGUGUUAGAAACUAUUUGAAAGAAAAAACUACAAUCAUAUUCGGAGAAAUCAACGAGUACUCUAACCAGAAACAAUUGACAUCCAAUAGAGCAAGAUUCCAACACGGAAAGGUGAAGGUCUUGUUAUACACAGAAAGAUUGCACCACUUUAGAAGGUACGAAAUAAAAAACGUCAAGAGUGUAAUUUUCUACAAGCCUCCGGGAAAUCCUGAAUUCUAUUCUGAAGUUGUUCGCAAUAUUGGUAAGAACGUAUUUUUAGGCAACUGUGAUAUCAACAUUUCAACUGUCAGAUGCAUAUAUAGUAAGAUGGACGGUCUUUCUCUAGAGAGAGUCGUAGGAUCUAAACGCGCGGCAGUAUUGGCUCAUGGCCAAAACGAAGUGUACGAGUUUAAAUAG